AAUAAGCGUCGCGAACGUGCUCGGAUUGCAGAUUCGAAGACGGGCCGAAUUUAAGUUCGAAUCCGAGCGUUUGCAACGUAACGCAACGCCAGUUUUUCGCGCCAACCCGACACUCGUCGACGAGGAAGUCCUUUUUGGUGGUGCAGGACAAUGAUUUCAACAUUGGUGAAUUAGUUAGGAGCAUGCGAGUCGACUACCUGUCGCAGCCAUGGACGUUGCUGUUCUGCGUCCGGAUAGCGAUCUUUCUCUCCAUCAUGUGUCUCAUCUCGAAACCGGCGGCAACCGUUAUCACCCUUCAGGACAUAGGGAUUGGAACUCUAGACUUGAUGGAUGUCACCGGGAUCCUGCAGGAACCUGCAGGAGUUAAUGUAUCCAUAGGACGAUGUGAUUGGAGCAAGGGAGCAUACGACAUUUCAGCAGCGGAACUUCUAACAGUUAACACUGCAACGCUAUUUCCAAAUGAAUUUCCUCAAGAUUUUUCAAUUCUCGUAGUAGCCAAGCAAAAACCAGGAAGCCCUACUUCCGCCAUACUUACGAUUUACAGUGAACUCGGCGACGAGCAACUCAUGUUGUCUCUAGGAGACGACGUAACCCUUCGUUACGGUAAUCUCGAUGUCGAGACUGUUUCAUUUGGCGUAAAUGUUUCGAAUGGAGAAUGGCAUCGUCUUGGAUUCAGUAUCAAAGGGGACGCCGUCACUUUGAUUUUUGAUUGUAGUCUUCAGAUAACAAAAGAGUUACGUAGAAAUCUUUCCAUACCCAUUAGUACAUCUGGAAUCAUUAUUGUUGGCCAACAAUUGACAAACACAAAUGUGUAUACGGGAGAGAUUGAGCUUUUGAAGCUUGCUCCAAAUCCAGAUGCAGCCUACGAAAUCUGUACAGUUUUUGCCCUGAAUUGCGGAUUCCAACAUCGCCGUCAACCGGGUCGAACAAUUUCGCACGACAGUCAUAUUCCCGAUCGUAUUUCUGGAUUCUCCAGCUCUUCGGACUAUCAGUCUAGAUUUCACGGAAGUUCUCCUGUCGAAGAAUUUCCGACUUCUAAUCAGCAGUUCAGUCAAUCUAGUGACACUGACGGUAGUAGCUUGGAGAUAUCUCCAAGUCAAUUAUACGGAGUCAACAGUGAACAGAACAAUAUGACGGAAAGGAGAGGAUCGGCUAUUUUACCAGCAGGAAGUUUCGGCCGACGAAAUUCAUCCGCAUCUUAUGAUCGAUCAAUUAAUCAAGAAUACGAGGCGGAAACAGAUGAAGACGAUGACUACAUUUAUGCACCCACAGGGUCUAACACCGUAGGCGAGCCCCCAACUACAGUAUCAUCGCCAAAUGAUACGUUCACCGAAGUUGAGAAAUCGACAACAGAAGAAUACGAUACCACCUAUGGCGAGAGUAGAAAUUCUGGUAGAACACCGCAAUAUUCACCGACCGAAAAAUUCGACGUCUAUGGUUACUACACCAUUCCUGGACCACCAGGUCCUCGUGGUUAUCCAGGGCCAGUUGGCGCACCUGGAUUACCAGGGAAGAAGGGCGAACCUGGAAGAGACGGUCUUUUCGGGAUGCAAGGUGCACCAGGACCUCCAGGACACGUUUUCAUGAUACCAAUGAACCAACAAGGAAACGAAAAGGGGCCAGAUUCGCAGCCCGAAGCCUUCCGGCAGAUGUUGUCCCAGCACAUGAUGUCCAUGCGUGGCACUGAAGGCCCGAUGGGACUGACUGGUAUCCCAGGGCCCGAGGGACCACCUGGUUCUCAGGGGCAAAAAGGUGAACCAGGAUAUAUUGGAGAACCAGGGCUGCGAGGCGAAAGAGGCUUGCCUGGAUCCCCCGGGAGGGAAGGACGACGCGGGCGUCCUGGACGGGACGGCGAUAGAGGUCUUACUGGUCCCCCAGGAAUGAGAGGAGAACAAGGUUUGCAAGGUCUACCUGGCCUUCCUGGAGAUAAAGGUGAGAGAGGCUUCCAGGGUGGUAAGGGGGAUCAAGGACUUCCAGGGCACGAAGGAAUGCAGGGAGAGGAUGGUACACCAGGCUUGCCAGGCUUACCUGGAGAAUUGGGUCCCAGAGGGUUUAUCGGUCCGCGUGGAUUUCCUGGACUGCCAGGGAACCCUGGGAUUCCUGGUAGUGAAGGAUCACCUGGGGCCAAAGGUAAUACUGGCCCUGCUGGUCAGCCUGGACCACCAGGUCAGUCUGGACCGAUGGGACCAGUAGGGGCUCCUGGUCCACAAGGAGUAAUGGGGCCCACUGGACUAGUGGGUCCUCAUGGAAAAUCCGGAAUGCCUGGACUACCAGGAGCAGAUGGUCCCCCUGGCCAUCCUGGAAAUCCAGGCAUGCCAGGUCCCAAGGGCGAGCAAGGUCCUCAAGGUCCGCAAGGACCAGUAGGAUUCCCGGGUAACCGAGGAGUAAAAGGUGACGAAGGCAAGAGAGGCGCAGUCGGCGAUCGAGGGGACAAGGGAGAACGCGGUAUGGAAGGUGAAAAGGGAGACUUAGGUACGAAAGGUGAGCCAGGACAAUCUGGACCUCAAGGUAUACCUGGCCUCGAGGGUCUCGAAGGUCCUAAAGGGUUUGAAGGACCACGAGGCGAAACAGGACAGCCUGGACCUCCCGGCGAAAAGGGUAAAAUUGGAAUACCCGGAUUCGCUGGUUAUCCUGGUAAUGCUGGAGAGAAGGGGGACAAAGGGCAGGCGGGUAGGUCUGGACCAGCUGGAGAUAAGGGUGAAAGGGGGAACACCGGAACGUCAGGCGAGCGGGGAGAAAUGGGCCCCAGAGGAUUCCGUGGUGCUCGCGGUCGGCGGGGGUCUGAGGGAUUACCUGGUCCCAAAGGGGAUACCGGUCAACCAGGACCACCGGGAGUCCAGGGAGAAUCUGGUCCUCCAGGUAUGGAAGGACCCCGUGGAUUCAUUGGGCUUCCGGGUCAACAAGGUCUUAAUGGCAAAGUUGGGAUUCCUGGGGCACCUGGAGAACGUGGGUCUGCCGGAAAGUCCGGGCCACCGGGACCACCUGGUGCCCCCGGUGUUGUUGGGCCAUCCGGCCCUUCUGGAGAACCUGGGCCGCCUGGAGAACCUGGAAUUCCUGGAAGUCCAGGUUUACCAGGAGAGUCCGGAAUGCCUGGCGAACAAGGCAAAGAAGGCCCACCUGGACCAAUGGGGCCUACAGGGAAAGAAGGACCUCCAGGUCAAAGUGGACUACCUGGUUUUCCCGGGGAAAGGGGAAUGAAUGGCUUACCGGGUAUACCAGGCUUGAAAGGAGAAAUGGGACCUCUCGGACCACCUGGUACAACUGGUGAUAAAGGUGCACAAGGUGAGCCUGGUAAAGAUGGCCCACCUGGGUCAGAAGGACGGCAAGGUCCGAAAGGUCCACCUGGAGCAGUUGGCGUCAAAGGUGAAAUGGGCGAACCUGGUUUACCAGGACCAACUGGUCGAGAUGGUUUACCAGGAUUACGAGGUCUACCUGGCCCUCCCGGACCCGUUGGAGUUCCUGGUGAGGAUGGAGAUAAAGGAGAUAUUGGUCCUCCUGGUGAAAAAGGGUUCAAAGGUUCGCAAGGAGAAAGUGGUCCAGCAGGUCCGCCUGGUAUACAAGGAAUGAGAGGGGAGCCUGGACCGGUGGGACCUUCCGGCGAAAAAGGACCUCCAGGAGAAAUCGGAAGGCAAGGAAGUAAAGGCGAAGAAGGUCCUAUGGGCGUUCCUGGCCCAGCAGGACCAAUCGGAUUGCAGGGUUUACCUGGACCAACAGGUAUGAAAGGAGAUAUAGGAGACGAUGGGCCCACAGGUCCAGUAGGGCCAGCUGGAACUCCUGGAGAACAAGGAUCAAGAGGGCCGAAAGGAAUUGAGGGUAUUCAAGGACCUCCUGGUCUUGAGGGUCGCCAAGGCGACAAGGGAGAGUCGGGGACUCCUGGAGCUCCGGGCCCCCCCGGUAUUGAUGGAAAACCGGGUGAACGAGGCGCGGUAGGGCCGAAGGGUGAAGAAGGCAAGGCUGGCCCAGCUGGACCACCAGGAGGACAUGGAAUCAAUGGGCCUGAAGGCCCGAAAGGAAAUGCAGGUGCACCAGGAUUCCCAGGGCCACCAGGUGAGCCUGGCAUAAUGGGGCCAAAAGGAGAGCCUGGUAAAGACGGAGAGGAGGGUCGUCCUGGAGAAGCUGGAGCAACAGGUGAAAUGGGAUCACCCGGAAAAGAGGGAGAGCCAGGACCACCAGGCAAACCGGGUCCCGAAGGGCCAGCGGGAAUGCAAGGCAACACAGGAUUGCCGGGUGAAAAAGGAGAUCUCGGACCACCAGGAGCCCCUGGUUUACAAGGACGGAUUGGGCCACAAGGUGAGCCAGGGCCACAAGGGUCAUCUGGACCUAGAGGACUGCCAGGUGCAGCCGGGGAGAAUGGACCGCCAGGUUUGUCGGGAGCAGCCGGUCAGCCUGGUAAAAUAGGAGCAUCUGGUCCCAGGGGACCAAAAGGUGACCGCGGACGCCGAGGACCAAAAGGUCAUCGUGGCGAACUCGGGCAUAUUGGAAUUAAGGGGGACCAAGGUGAAAAGGGGGAAAGAGGUGCGAAAGGGCCGGUGGGACCGGAAGGUGCGAAGGGCGCUGUAGGUCCUCAAGGUUUGAUGGGACCAAAAGGCAACGAUGGUCCCCAAGGUUUGCCUGGCUUGGAAGGUCCUCCUGGAUUAAAAGGCAUGAUGGGUGGGGAUGGUAUGAAAGGAGAUGCAGGCCCACCAGGUCCCCCAGGACCGCCAGGACCCCCUGCAGAGCAACUAAUGAUUCCACCGGAGCUCUUUUUGCGAAGGGAUGAAUUGACGAGUCGAAAGCGACGAGACGUCGAACCAAAGAAUGACAAGGAUGACGUCCAGGAUAACAUAAAUAAUCACAGCGAGGAAGAACUGGGGCCGAAAUUUAUCGAUAUGUACAGUUCGAUAUACACUAUGCGGCAAGAAUUAGAUCGCAUACGUAAACCAAUGGGUACCAGAGAAAAUCCAGUGAGGACAUGCAAGGAUCUGUUUUAUGGACACCCUCAAUUUUCAGAUGGUUGGUAUUGGAUUGAUCCAAAUAUCGGAAUGCCGGAUGAUGCUGUAUACGUUUACUGCAAUAUAUCAGCUUCAGGCGAAACUUGUGUGUUUCCCGAUAUGCACAGCAGUCAAAUGCCAAACAUUCCAUGGAGAAAGGAAAACGAACACGGCGACUGGUACUCAAAUCUUCGCGGAGGUUUCAGAAUAACUUACGAGAGCAUUGGCGUCGUCCAAAUGAAUUUUCUACGACUACUGAGCCAAGAAGCAUAUCAGAAUUUCACCUACACAUGCAUAAACAGCGCUGGAUGGUACAGUGUACCUGGAUAUAAUCACGACUUAGCUCUGAAACUUCUUGGUGAAAAUGAGGAUAAGUUUUCCUACGGUGGAACACGUCCCAGCGUAAUAGUUGACGGGUGUAAAACUCGCAAGAGUAAAAGUGAAACAGUGUUUGUAGUAGCAACUAAAAAACUAAAACAACUUCCGAUAAUUGAUUUCUAUCCAAUUGAUUACGGUUUACCUCAUCAAGCCUUUGGUUUUUCAGUAGGCCCGGUAUGUUUCAAAUAACCACGAAUAUCGUCAAAUGAUACUAGGUAUCACAUGUUACUCACAUAUUACUAGAAAAUUCCUAACUAGAGUAGCUGCAUAUCACAGAUAAAUGAAUGGCUAACUAAACAGGAUAUGCCAAUUAAUAUGUAUUAGGUAUGAUGUGUAUGCUUUUCUUCUGGUGUAAACUUUUAAUACCAAAUCAGUACUCAAAAACUCAGUGAAUCGAUCGGCAUUAACUGAUCUAUAUAAAAUAUAGGUUUACUUCGAAACCAUUAGCAUGAAGCUUGGCAGGAACAUGAAUGUGUAGAUAAAACUAUCAUAAUUGAUUAUUGAACACUUAAGGUCAUAAAAAUUCUUCCCGGAUCCAACGAUAUACACCUUAACAUUAAUAGAAUUAUUGUGUUUUAUGCAACUAGUACUUUCAUCUGUAGAUUAAAUGUCGUGUAAGAUAUAUCUGCUUGAGGUAAAGUCAAACUUAUUUUCAUUGAGACAAUUCAUACGACGUAUGCUUCAUCUUAAGCAAUGAUUUGGUAAAUGUAUUUUUCUGUCAGGCUAAUCUCUAGCCAAUUACAUGGCAAAAUCAUCUUUAUGGGUUGAUGAAGAUUCCUAAGAUGCGCAUAGUAAUUGAUUGACGUUCAUUUUUACGAGUAUGCUCGGCAUCUUUAAUCCUGAAUCUCCUAAACAUUAAACUCACCGAGAGAGAGAGAGAAAAAUUUGAGAUGUUGGGCUACCGUGUACUGAAGUGAUGAGAUUUUAUGUACAUAAGAGUGAAUAACUGGUAUUUAAUAGUUUGUAUGUACAGUGAUUAAAAUAGAUAUACUUAAGUUAUAAGAGGUGCAAAUUAAUGUAAGAAUUCUAAAUGACAGUAAUAUUUUUUAUUAUACGCAUGUAGUCUACCUUGUAGUUUGUCCGUGCUACUAUAUACACUCAGCUGUAUCAGAAAAUGCGAUGUUUAGACAUAAUUGUACAGUACAGGUCUUAUGAAUAUAAUAUAAUUUAUAGUGACGCAUUCAGCAACUGAAGUAAAUGUUAUAACCUUCUUACCCGAAAUUUUUUCCAUGCUGUAUUCAGCAUAUCAAAUGCUUAGUUUUCAUUAGCGUUUCGGUUUUCUAUCGGUAUUGGAAAUUGACAUGCUAACGAAACUACGAAAACAUGGCUGAGUAUUG
Molecule: messenger RNA, 6685 nt
Organism: Diprion similis
Lineage: Eukaryota; Metazoa; Arthropoda; Insecta; Hymenoptera; Diprionidae
Product: collagen alpha-1(XI) chain-like
Exons: 17
Coding region: 183-5537 (1784 amino acids)
Molecular function (GO): extracellular matrix structural constituent; heparin binding
Source: RefSeq, a predicted model, not a curated record